Messenger RNA from Pimephales promelas (fathead minnow), 4316 nucleotides. RefSeq names its product bromodomain containing 3a (gene brd3a). The record is from RefSeq and is a predicted model, not a curated record. Gene Ontology annotation, biological process: chromatin remodeling; regulation of DNA-templated transcription. Gene Ontology annotation, cellular component: nucleus; chromatin. Lineage: Eukaryota; Metazoa; Chordata; Actinopteri; Cypriniformes; Leuciscidae.
CAUGCGCACAACGCUCCGUGUACCUCAUCUCUGUGCUGCUGCCCAGCCUCCAAACAAGCGACGAGCCACUAGGAUCUCCACACGCUUGCCCCUUUCCUAAAGCCCCUGAAGGUCAAAGGUUGGGUCCUGCAAUGGGAUGUGGUCUCUCUCAGAUGACUGAAGAGCUAAAAGAGAGAGAAACUGAAAAGCAUAAAGAGAAAUCAAAUUGAAAAUAAGUCUGCUUGUGCAGAAUAAUUAAGGCCCCUUUCCCCCCCCAUUAAGCUGUUUUCCCCUUCUUUGCCAAAAUGUCAACGGUUACUUCAGCAACCCCAGAGCCUCCUGCAGUUGCCAACCCUCCUCCGCCUGAAGUGACUAACCCUACCAAACCUGGCCGCAAGACUAACCAGCUGCAGUACAUGCAAAAUGUAGUUGUAAAGACGCUGUGGAGGCACCAAUUUGCAUGGCCGUUCUACCAGCCUGUUGAUGCUGUUAAGCUUGGUCUUCCGGACUAUCACAAGAUUAUAAAGAGCCCAAUGGACAUGGGCACCAUCAAGAAAAGACUUGAGAGCGUGUACUACUGGAGUGCAAGCGAGUGUAUGCAGGACUUCAACACAAUGUUUACCAACUGUUAUAUAUAUAACAAGCCAACAGAUGACAUUGUGUUGAUGGCACAAGCAUUGGAGAAGAUUUUCCUUCAGAAAGUGGCCCUAAUGCCUCAGGAAGAGGUUGAGCUUCUUCCUCCUGCUCCGAAGGGUAAAGGGCGCAAACCAGCUGGACCUGGUCAGCAGGAUGUGGCCAUCUCCUCUGGCUCGCCCACUUCUGUUUUCCCUGAUGCCACCUCACCGAGUUCAGAGACUGCGGUCGCAUCUCCAGCUCCAGCUCCCACGAUCGCCCCUAGCUUACCAGCUGUGCAAAAUACAACUGCUGCCUCUGUGAUACCCACCAUGCCUCCGUCGCAACCCAUGGUCAAAAAGAAGGGGGUAAAGAGGAAAGCAGACACAACCACCCCUACUACCUCUGCCAUCACCGCGAGCAGGAGUCAGUCGCCCACCCCUCCUUUAGAAGGCAAAGAGGGAAAGGUGGCUUCCAGGCGAGAGAGCACUGGUCGCCCCAUCAAACCACCUAAAAAGGAUUUUGAAGAUGGCGAAUUAGGAGUGCACGGAGGCAAAAAGGGCAGGCUUUCAGAGCAACUCAAGUACUGCGAGGUCAUCCUUAAAGAAAUGCUCUCCAAAAAACACGCUGCAUAUGCCUGGCCCUUUUAUAAGCCUGUCGACGCGGAGGCUCUUGAGCUACAUGACUACCAUGACAUCAUCAAACACCCCAUGGACUUAAGCACAGUGAAAAAAAAAAUGGACAGUCGAGAGUACCAAGAUGCACAGAGUUUUGCUGCAGAUGUCAGAUUAAUGUUCUCAAAUUGUUACAAGUACAACCCACCUGAUCAUGAGGUGGUCGCUAUGGCAAGAAAGCUGCAGGAUGUCUUUGAAAUGCGUUUCGCAAAGAUGCCUGAUGAGCCAGUGGAAGUGGCUGGGGCAGGCGGUGUAGGCGGGGCCGGUGUGGUCAGUAAGAGUACUGUCAGCAGUGAGAGCAGUGGUGACUCUACUUCUGACAGCUCCGACUCCGAGGAGGAGAGGGCCACCCGGCUCGCCGAGCUGCAGGAACAGGUGGGUGCGGAACAGUGUAUCUCUUUGGAGCACCCCAUUGGUAGCAGACAGGGGAUAAAAAACGGGUGCACCAAGAAUAAUCAGCUGAAAGCUGUCCACGAACAGCUAGCUGCUCUUUCUCAGGCCCCCGUAAGUAAACCAAAGAAAAAGAAAGAGAAAAAAGAAAAGGAUAAGAAAAAGAAAGAGAUCAAGCUCAACAAAUCCAAGCCAGAUGAGAAAAGCAAGCCAGUACAGCCACCGAAACCAGCCCAGCAGAAAAAGGGCCCUGCCAGAAAGGCUAACAGCACUGUUCCAGGCAACAGGCAACCAAAGAAGGGUGGCAGAGGGCCAGGCUACGAGUCUGACGAGGAGAUGUCACUCCCCAUGACGUACGACGAGAAACGGCAACUGAGCCUCGACAUCAACCGACUUCCUGGAGAGAAGUUGGGUAGGGUGGUCCACAUCAUUCAGUCCAGAGAGCCUUCGCUGCGGGAUUCCAACCCUGACGAAAUCGAAAUCGAUUUUGAGACGCUCAAACCUUCCACUUUACGUGAACUGGAGCGAUAUGUCAAGUCCUGUUUACAGAAGAAACAGAGGAAACCUCCACAAAAAGGAGGCUCGGGCCCCUCUCGGCUCAGUGGCAGCAGCAGUUCCUCAGACUCGGGCAGCAGCAGCUCCAGUGGCUCCACUUCAGACAGCAGUGACUCCGACUGAACACUUUUUAUUUACUUUUUUUAUUUUAAAAAAAACAUUGUAUGCAGUCAAGGUUAUUUCUCCUCUGAGACUUUUUAUAAGAAAAGAGACAAUAAAAUUGCAUCAUGUCAGAACAUUUUUUUCUUUUGGAAAUGUCAUGAAGAAAACAGAUAAAAAAGCAAACUAAUAAAUUGCUUUUUAUUUUCACUGACACUGAAAGGGAUGUCCAAAUGUCAAUCUUCAACGAGAGGAAGUCUUGAAGCAUACUUUACAGUUCCAGUUCUCUUCUUUGGUGUCCUGGUAAUGUUGUAUGUUGCCAUUGCAAACUAAAGCCAUCCCAUCUCACCAGAGAGUGCGGAAAACCGAAAGCUCACAUUCUUCUCUCCACCAGUCUGUUGUAUUUAUUGGUGUUUUUUUUUUUUUUUGUUCUUUUUGCUGUGGCCUCAUAUUUUCCCCAUUGGGCGCUGUGCCAUUAUUGAUACUUUUUUUUUAUUAUUAUUUGUUCCUUGUAUUAUUGUCCUCUCAUAAACUAAAGUGUCUGAAAAUCAUGCCUUUCCCAGUAGUCACAAAUCUUUUAAACGGUAUGGGGAACAAAUUGCUUUAAUUAGCAUAACAAGCUCUUUAAAGUUAAUUUGGCCAUUAUUAUAGCUGUAGAAUAACUAUACAACAAUCACAUACUCUCCAGCUAAUGUAUGUAUGUAUGUAUGGUAGAGGAAAAUAUUUUCAUGGGAAUCAAGUAGAUUUGAUGGUUUUCUUCAGAUGCUUUGCAACGAUGUGAACAUGUAAAUCAGUCAGCUGGAUCACAUGCGGACUUCCUGUUUUAUUAAACGUCUUGGUCAGCAAUAAAUAUACAGAGUUCCAAAUAGUUUCACCUCUGACUGGCAUUUGUACAUCAGAUAACUUUGAAUGAGGCUGGGUGUGUUGGUUAUGUGAAUAAUGACACCUGGAAGCAGUAAAUGUUAUCUGUAUUUUGACCUUUACUGCCAUAUUGUUAUAAAUCAAAUGACGAUGCAUUUCUUACUGUUUUGACAAUGAUAGUUAAAUCACAGAGUCUUCCUCUUCUCAUGCUCUUGCAAAAUUGAUUCAUGAAUGUAAGUCUACAGUAGAUCUUAUAAAUAGUACACAGUUCCAAUCAUUUGGGUUUUGAUUGAGUUGUUUUCCCUUAGAAGUUUUCUAGCCAUUCCUCAUGUCGAUUGCUUUUCUAUCCAACAAUGCGUUUGAUAAUUUUCGGAUGUGUUUGUAAGAUAUUGUAAUGUCCUCUCUGACUUUUUUUUUUUUUAACAGUUUAAGGUAUUGUAAAGGGAUCUGGUGUUUGUUUCAUUUUCUGAUACAUUUGGUUUAUGAGCAGCUGUUAAGUCUUUUUAACCCGUUGCAAAGUCCCCUCAUUUUAUAAUCAUUUUGACAAAGCCAAGAUUCAUGAGGGACAUGUAUCUUUCAGACUAAUUAAAACACUAAUAGUUGUAGUCAAAUCAAUUAUUUUUAAAUUGUUAUCAUGGUACUCAUGGUUUCGUUGUUGUCUCUUGUUUGGGUGCGCACGACUGCAACACUUCCCUGAAUCACUUUUGAGUGUCUGAUACCAAGUCCAGUUUCUUUUAAUGUUUUCUUUUAGAUACAGACUGAAUAGAACAAAAAUAUAUGACUAUAUAGAUAAAAAAAAAUAUAUAUAUUCACAAACUAAUUUCAUUUUAGGCCCUGUUUUGAAAAGAAAGUUUUUUUAUAUUUAAAACAAAAAAGUUUGCUUUUUAUCUUUGACAUGCAUGCUGAUUUAUUGUAUUUUUCUUAUACAUAUUUUUUUGAGCUGUUUAUAGUUAUACUUAUGUAAAUGUCAGUCAACAAAUUCAAGAAUACAGUGUGAGUAGAUUUAGGCUUGUUUAUUGCGAUACGGGCCAGAGGUUUGAGAUGUUGGGUUGGAGGCAGUAGUAGAAGCUAACAUUUGAUGUAAUUGGAAUGUCUUGUACACCGGGUAAUUUCUUUUUUCAUAAAAUAAAUGACAGAAUGCCUUUA